UUAUCACACCAACAGCAUGUUAUGGGCGGGGUCAUGUCCCGCUGGGCGGUGCCCUAGCGUUGGACUUGUGCAUGUUGACCACGCCCCUUCUGCAUUUCGGAGAAGAUGGCGUCGCAAGUACAGAGAGGAGUGCCUCUAAGUGCGCUCUGUCCCAAGUUCCUCCACACAAACUCCACCAGCCACACCUGGCCCUUCAGCGCGAUCGCUGAAUUAAUAGAUAAUGCCUAUGAUCCAGAUGUCAAUGCCAAGCAGUUCUGGAUUGAUAAGACCCAGUUCAAAGGCCAAGACUGCCUCAUCUUCAUGGACAAUGGAAAUGGGCUGGACUAUGAAAAGAUGCACAAGAUGCUCAGCUUCGGUUACAGUGACAAGACAGUCAUAAACGGCCAGCACCCGAUUGGUCUCUACGGUAACGGUUUCAAGUCGGGGUCCAUGCGUCUGGGACGAGACGCCAUCGUGUUCUCCAAGUCUCUAGAUGGAGACACCAUGCAUGUAGGCAUGCUCUCACAGAGCUACCUGGCACAGAUUAAAGCAGAGCAGAUCAUCGUACCCAUUGUCUCCUUCCAACGCGUUGCACACAACCAGUUCCGUGUGAAUGAGAAGCACAAGGCCAGUCUGCAGGACAUCCUGUAUUACUCUCUCUUUAAGACGGAGAACGAGCUGCUCACAGAGCUCAAAGCCAUCAACUCCACCUGCUCCAUGGGCUCUUCAGGAACACGCAUCAUCAUCUGGAGCCUGCGCAGGACAUUAACAGGACAGACAGAAUUUGAUUUCACAACAUCCAGUUACGACAUCAGAAUCCCGUUGGAUGUGUUGGAGAGCACCAGUGAGCAAUACAGGCGGUCGGAGCUGCUCACAAAACCAGAGAGUUACUACUCGCUACGUGCAUACUGCAGUAUUCUGUACCUGAAGCCGCGUAUGCAGAUCGUCAUUCGAGGGCAGAAAGUGAAGACUGAGCUCAUCUCCAAGAGCCUGGCAUACAUCGCUAAGGACUAUUACAAGCCCAACUUUGUGAACAGACGUAUUCCCAUCACGUUUGGGUACAACACCAAGAGCAAAGACCAAUACGGCAUCAUGAUGUACCACAAGAACCGCCUUAUAAAACCUUAUGAGCGAGUGGGCGUUCAACUCAAGGCCAACAUCCAAGGUCUCGGGGUCAUUGGGGUUAUCGAGUGUAACUUUUUGGAGCCCACCCACAACAAGCAAGAUUUUGACAAUACCGACAAAUACAGGAAAACCAUCAACAACUUAGGGGUUAAGCUGGAGGACUACUGGAAAGAGAUCCGCUUUAAAAGAGACAAAGAAGAUCCUAACAGCACCGUACCAGUGGAAGACACCAUGAAGCGCCCGGACCAGAACUGGGUGCAAUGUGACACCUGCCUGCGCUGGAGGAAGCUGCCAGAUGGGAUUGAUUGCAGACUGCUCCCAGAGAAGUGGUUCUGCCACAUGAAUCCCGACCCCCAAUUCAGGAGCUGCAUGGUAGAGGAAGAGCCUGAAGACUCCGAUGAUGACCAACCUUCAUACCAGAAAACCUACAAGCAACAUGAAAGGAACACCAAAAUGCAGCAGGAGUGGAAACGACAACAGUAUGAAGAUGAGCAGAAGAAGGCAGAGCGGAUGCGGAUCGCAGCGCUGGCUCGGCAGAACGAAGCUCUGAGGCGCCAACAGGAGGACCUGAAACUGCAGCUUAUAAAGACAUCGAGCUUCAGGACAGCUGUACAGAUGUCUCCAGCUUCUGCUCCCCCCACAGUCAGAGUUAAUGUGAAGGCACCACUGAGCACCAGGGCUACCACAGCAUCACCACUCAGUGCUAGGCCCAGAUCAUCUCCUCUCAGGAUCUCUCCCCUCACUCAAUCAGGGACCAGCCCUUCCUCCAACCACAUGCCCAUCAUCUCUAGCGUGUGCUCUCUUUCAACCCCUCCAGCCCCUUCAACACCUUCAAGAAUGAAGAGAACAUUGGCCAUGACCUCUGAAAGGGACACCAAAAGACCCAGGGUGAACGGUUUCCACCAAAACACCUCUAUGGGAUCCGCAUCAACGACAGCAGAGACGAAUGUGUCAUCCCCAUCAGUCAUCAUCCCGAUUGACGAUGACGAUGAUGAGAUCACGGAUGACGAUGACAUUGUUAUCUUGGAGACCAAUAGCACCCCUAUUCCAAAGAAGGCAACCUUUGACAUGGCCAAGGUAAAGUCAGAGAGUAGGGCUGUGGAAACACCUUCUGGCACUGGCAACGUUAGGACCAAUGGCAUAGGAACAAGCUCCGUGGAGACGGGAACCGCAGCGACCAACCUCUCCCCUCUACCACCUUCCUCAGAGCAGAUGAGCAUCACCACCCAGACAGACAUACGGGGCGAAGUGAAGGAUGAAGAGGAGGAGCGAAAGAAAAAGGAGGAAGUGGAAAAGGAGAAGGAGAGAAUAGAGAACUGGACAAAAGUGAAGAACAAAGAAGAGGACAACAAGAAGAAGGAGGAAAGAGAUAGGAAGAGAACAGAACCAGGCCCAUCCUCUGCAGGCCCAUCCUCUGCAGGCCCAUCCUCUGCAGGCCCCUCCACACCAGGCCCCUCCACACCAGGCCCCUCCACACCAGGCCCCUCCACACCUGGCCCCUCCACACCUGGCCCCUCCUCUGCAGGCCCGUCCUCUGCAGGCCCGUCCUCUGCAGGCCCGUCCUCUGCAGCCCCAUCCACACCAGGCCCAUCCACACCAGGCCCAUCCUCUGCUGGCCCAUCCUCUGCAGGCCCAUUCUCAGCUGGCCCAUCUGUCCCAGACCCAUCAGACCUUCCUCGGAUUGACUUCCGUAACCUGUCAGAGGCACAGGAGCAGCAAGAUCAGCUGCUGGAGCUCAUGCAGGCUGCAGCCCAUGAGAGGGACCAGUUCAAGGAACAGGUCCACAAGCUGACCUGCCAGCUCCAUGACCUGGAGGGCAGCAUGCAGGAGCAUUCCCGGGCCGCUGUGAAGAGAGAGCAAUGCCACCUGGCCUGUCAGACUGGAGCAGGGGAUGGAGAACGAGAGCAGGCAGAGGGGAGUAAGGUCAGUGACCAGCUGGCUGUACAGGUAGACACUCUGCUCCAGGACCUCAGCAAUGCCAACUGUGAACGUGACAUGCUACGCUCCCAGGUGGAGGCUAUGAAAGAGGAAAAGGGCAACCUCUUGUCCCAGUGUGAGACGCUGCAGCUGGACGUGGUGGAGCUGAGAAGGGAGAAACAAGAGUGGGAGAGAGAGAAAGAGGAGAGAGAGAAACAGGAGAGAGAAGCAGCUCAGGCUGCAGCUGCCCAGACAGAGAGGGGAGACGUAGCGGCCACUAGUGCUGCUAAUGGCUCGACCUCGGAGGCACCCCAGACGCUGAGGGAGCUUCGGAGGAGCAUUGGUCGUCUCCUUGUCACGUUUGUCCCAGCGCUGGACCUUGAACAAGUCAACUACGACUGUCCAGUCAUCGACGAGAUCCUCCAUCAGGUUCUUACUGAUGUGGAGACGUUGGGGCCUGCGUAAGGGCCUGGGGCGGGAUAUGGAUGGAGGGGUUGUCCUCCAUCUAACUCUGUGAGGAGAGGCAGACCUGGAGAUGGUCACAGAGACUUCCUGCCUCUCCUUUUACCUCUGCGUUUUUACACUUUUUAAAUGUAUUUUCUAUGGAUUUUUUACAAGUGAAAGAGGGAAUGAACUGAAAAGUAUUUAUUUGUAUUGCUGUACAAACACUUUUAUAUUGUUCCAUGACCAUGGUGGUACUUAAUGAUGCAACAAACAGUAAGCUAUUUUGCACUGAAACUUUGGGGUUACUGAGUUCAACCUCUCCUUCUCACAAACACUUACUACUCCAAUGUGGAUGGAGGCUCUAGAAUCAUGUCAGUGUUCCGGGAAGAUGUUUUUCUCUUCGAUUACAGGUGACCACAGUGAACUUUCCUGGAAUGAUGUCAUGAACAGAGGAGUUUUCACUUGAUGAGUUAAGGGACAUAGUCUCCACCAUGAUCUGCUCUGUGGCUUGGUAGAAGGACUCCCUUCUCUCCCAAAACAGCCAUAGCCAUCAGUUCUACAUCGUUCCUAGAUCAAGACAGAUUAAGUUCAGUAUUCAAUGUUGCAUUCACUCUUAUGUGCUCAUGUUCAUUUAUAUGCUAAGAAAUAAUGAAGACUUUUUCACCCAAA
Molecule: messenger RNA, 4134 nt
Organism: Oncorhynchus tshawytscha (Chinook salmon)
Lineage: Eukaryota; Metazoa; Chordata; Actinopteri; Salmoniformes; Salmonidae
Product: MORC family CW-type zinc finger protein 3
Exons: 19
Coding region: 106-3486 (1126 amino acids)
Cellular component (GO): nucleus; PML body
Molecular function (GO): ATP hydrolysis activity; zinc ion binding
Source: RefSeq, a predicted model, not a curated record